Solanum pennellii is the source of this 638-nucleotide messenger RNA. RefSeq names its product homeobox-leucine zipper protein ROC8-like. NCBI's taxonomy places the organism in Eukaryota, Viridiplantae, Streptophyta, Magnoliopsida, Solanales, Solanaceae. The coding region runs from base 12 to 458 and encodes 148 amino acids. Gene Ontology annotation, molecular function: DNA binding. The record is from RefSeq and is a predicted model, not a curated record. The transcript is spliced from 4 exons.
UAGCAAAGAAAAUGACAAAUUUAGGAAAGAAACACGUUGGAGAAUCAUCGACCUCUCAAAACAAAGCAAACAAGAAAAAGAAGCGCUUUCGACUCACUGUUGAACAAAUUCAACAAGUUAAAGAUUUCUUGAAGAAAUGUCCACAUCCUGAUAAAGACCAACUAAUUCAAAUUAGUGAAGAAGUAGGGCUUAAGCCUAAGAAGAUCAAGAAUUGGAUUUAUAACAACAAGACUCAAGAAAAGACACAGGUUGACAAAUCAGCCAACAAGACUCUUCGAACUGAAAAUGAAAAACUUCGUAGUGAGAAUAUAGCAAUGAAAGAGGCAAUGAAGAAAAUUAUAUGUCCACAAUGUGAUUCUGAAAGAGCAAGCAAUUUGGAAAAUUUGAAAGCGGAAAAUCAAAGGUUGACAGAUAAGAUUCUUUGGUAUUCUAUUCUGUUGGGAGGAGAGAAUUUCUAGACUCACAACUACUCGUGGAGCAGACAAAGGGCAUGGAUGAUCUUACUAAUGUUAUUCUCUGGGAGUUCUGGAAAUACAAUGCAUUUCAUAAUUUGCAGUGAAAUCUUUUUUUUAAUCCUUAUAUACUGGCCUUAAAGUUCUUAAAUUUACUGUCUUAUUAGUUUGUUGAAUGGAUUAACA